AACAGAAGAAGUUGAAUUAGAAAAGAGUUUUUUUUCUUCAAUAAUAUUCAGUUAAAUAAAUAUAGCAAUGGCAAAAUCUGUGAGCAUUUUGAUUAUAUCUACCUUGUUUGCUGUGUUGUGGGUGGUCCAAGGAGUUGAGUUAGCUGCUGCCGGUAAACAUGUUAAGGACACUAAUGUUGAGAUCUCCAAAACUGUGCCCAAACGUAGUUUAGAUGCUUUUAUUGGUGAUGCUGGCUUUGGGGGAUCUGGUUGGCAACAAACUGCUUUAAAAUUAAAUGGUUUUCAAAAUGGCUGGAAUCCUUGGAAUGCUCAUACUAGUCGCUUAGUGUCGGGACCCUCACCCAAUGAAGUGGCCAAUGCUAUACAGGCCGCUAAACAGGCAUCUGCCAAUGUUUUGAUAGCUCAACAACAAAUGCAGGCAGCCAAAGAGAAUGUUUUAAAUCAACAGCGAAUGGCUAUGGAAAAAGAAGCCAGUGCUACCAUAUUGACACAAAAAUCUGAGGCUGCUGCUGCUAUACAACGUUCUGAAGCAGCUGCUGCUGCUCAGGCGGUGUUAUUGGCUCAACAACGUUUGGCUGCUGCUAAGGCAGCCGUGGCCCAUCAACAACGCAUUGCUUCGGCUAAAGAAGCUGAAGCAGCGAAUGCUUUGCAACGUUCUGCUCAUGCUGCUGCUGCUGAAAUACAAAAAACUGAAUAUGAAGCCUCUAAAAUGGGACAGAUGGCUCGUAAUAAUAACGCUGGCGCCGCUCAUCAUUUGACUUUUACUAAAGAUGCUGCUUUUAGUCCCAUAACAGCUGGUACUAAUCAUGUUCCCAAUUUAGAGUCUUUAGGACCCUGGUCUGCAGCCGCCGCUGCUGCAGCUGCCGGUUCUAAAUCGGGAGCUCCAACGGCUUGGUUGUAA
This is a messenger RNA of Lucilia sericata (common green bottle fly), 901 nucleotides long. RefSeq lists its product as uncharacterized. The coding region runs from base 68 to 901 and encodes 277 amino acids. Lineage: Eukaryota; Metazoa; Arthropoda; Insecta; Diptera; Calliphoridae. The transcript has 3 exons. The record is from RefSeq and is a predicted model, not a curated record.